This is a messenger RNA of Seminavis robusta, 1503 nucleotides long. NCBI's taxonomy places the organism in Eukaryota, Bacillariophyta, Bacillariophyceae, Naviculales, Naviculaceae. The record is from the annotation of a GenBank genome assembly.
AUGUCCAAACCCUGCACCAACAGCUGCACCAACCGUCAAAGAGAUUCAUUAGUUGAUAAUGGCGAUGAUGACUUUGAUAUCCUCCAGAUUGUUCAGAUGCGGUUGCAGGGUAACUCAAUUGCAUCUCAAAGCUUUGUUCUGCCGAGACAGGAACGACAUGUGCACGGCAAUAACCAAACUGAACCGUGCAGUUCAACAACCACGUCUGCUUAUACACCACCACCACCACCACCACCGCCACCAACACCAUCCGCUACCACAAGGCCAGAAAUACAGCAAGAUGCUACGACUUUAUUGGCAGAAUGCCAAAAAACAGAACUUGAGCCUGAAACAACUCCAGCACAACCUCCACGACCAAGGAUUCCUGGGGCCUAUGCCGUUGAAGGAUUGGGGACUGGUGACGAGGUGGGGCAUGUCACUGAAGCCGGAGAAAAUGGUGAUGAUGUUGUUGCACAUCCUGUCAAUGAGGACAAUGAUCUACAAUCAGGAGAGCUACAGAAUGCAGAGCCUCUGAUAUUUUCCAGACGGACCAGAAUCUAUUGGAGACAAAGAUUGGAGACUGGUGCAGAGAUUCCCUCUGGCCACAUUCUACUAUUCUACAAGAGGAGACCAUUGGGUGAGCAUCAUGGCUGGCUGGACUGGGACACAAAUGAAUGCGACUGGGAACUUAUAUUUUUGUGGGGCAAAGUUGACUCACCAGAACUGCACUGUAAUGACAAAGGAGAAAUCAAAGGAUUGGAAUUUGGGCAUACCAAUAAUCUUGAAGGAACACUUCCACCCGAGAUCUCAUUAUUGGGCAACAGCUUGCAAGCACUUGGAUUCCUGCGAGAGUUCCAACUUGAAGGAACGAUCCCAACAAAGAUUGGACUCUUGACAAAACUAACAAGGUUAGAAUUGGGUGCAGCUGCACUUUCUGGCACAGUGCCAACCGAGUUCGGAUGUCUGCAGAGUUUAGAGCAACUCGUGAUGUCGUCUGGCUCUCUGCCUUCAGAGCUUGGAAAACUGGGCAAUUUAACAAUCUUCAAAGUGGUCAAUACAGACCUAACAGGAUCCCUCCCUGUUGAAGUCUGCCGAAUGCAUCAGCUAACCCAGAUAGUUGUGAUAGGCAGCCCUGGACUAUUCUCUGAGUCUCUUCUUCCAGAGAUCAUUAGGAACAUGCCAAGACUACAAUUAUUAGUACUCGACCAAAGGAAAUCUGGUGAUAAGAUGCCAUUGCUUUCUUGGUUUCUCUGCACAGCUGAAAUUGGCAUGCUAUCAGAGCUAGAUAACCUGCAUUUGGUUGACUGGAAAAUAGAUGGCACUGUUCCAAAACAGCUUGGGCACUUAACAGAUUUGAAGUUUUUGACCCUCAAGGGAAACUCAAUAGCAGGAACUAUGCAUUCUGAACUGUUUGAUUUGACAAAUCUGAUUAGCCUAGACAUCGAAGCCAAUCAAAUGAAAGGGUCACUUCCCCGUAUGCUCUUUUCCAAGUUGACAAACUUGCAAUACUUGCGAAUCAAUUAA